GCCUCCUCUGCCGCCGCAGCCCCGGGAUCCCGCGGCGCUCGGAGCGGGGGGGACGCGCACAAAGGUGCGGGGCGCGGUGAGUGUGGGGCGGGGGCCGGGUGGGGGCGGUGGGGCCGGGGCUCAGCGGUGCGCGGAGGGGUUGGAGUGGGGGGGGGGUACGGGGACUUCCGUGGGCCGCGGCCCGGCGGGGGGAGGCGCUGCGGGGCGGGGAGGGGGUGCGGGGGGCAGCGCGGGGGAUGCUCGGGCCCAGCCGGACUGGCGCUGGGUUUUGCAGUGCAGUGAUUGCGGAUCUCAGUCCUCCGUGCCGGAGCUCUUUGUGCUCCCCUGGAGCAAAGCGGGGCCCGGGGGUGGGCAUGGGGCUGAGGCCGGGAUAGGGAAGGGAGCGGUGAGGUGGGGGCUGCCCGGUACCGCUCACCUGCUGGGAUAGCCCCGUUCGGGCCGGGCUCGGUCUGUCCUGGUGCUGUGAGCUCCGUGUCCCGUGUGGAGCUGAGAUCUCCGGGAGCAGGAGCUGAGCCGCCCCCCCCCCCCCCCCCCCCCCACCAGGCCGUGUUGUAAUCACCGAGGCGGAGGCUUAGGAAAAAAAAUAAUAAUAACAAGAGAGGAGAAUUAAAUAUUAUCUUCACAGAGCCUCUGGGGACGGCUGUUACUUAAUCACAGCGGUUGGGAUUGUGCUGGGACCGAGCCGGGCUCGGGGGCAGACCCAGCGCGAUGCGAUCUGCAAACAGCCCGGUGCUGCCUUUGUGCUGGGGGAGCGCUGGGUCGGGCCGGGGGGGGAGGGGGGGGCACGGCAGAGGGCUCCGUGGGAGCUGCCCGGGAUGCUGUGUGCCCGUGGGCUCCUGGCACGGUGGGAUGUGGGGCAGCCCGGGCCCUUCCUGCUGUUCCAUCAGCAGCGCCCAUCAUCCCUGCAGGGAUUGGGGUCUUUGGGGUGGUCCCGUGUUUGUGGUACCCACGUGUUCCUGGGAUAUCGGGUGCCCUGGGAAUGCUUCACAGCUGGCAGUGUUGGAGGAAAGCUGUCCUGUCCUGGGGGAUUCCCUGCUGGGAAGGGUUACCCCAGGAAGGGGCACUGCUGGUGCUCACUCCUCUGCCAGGAUCGCUUUGGCUGUUUGGGUGAUGCGAUGCGGUGUCUUGUUUGGAUCUGAUCGCAGACAAUGGGGCUGGAGGGGACAUGGGGGAAGGUGAGAGCUCAUCUCCAGGCAUCGAGCACGGCUGAAGCAGCUCCAGGUCUUCGGUCCGAGCACAUCUGAGAUCUCAGCUCUGUUCCUGAGGGCCGGUGUGGCCAGUGGAUGCUUUAUGGCUUUAUUGUGUGGCCGGGAUGUUGGGCAGGGCCCUGGAGCAGCGAGGGCACGGCUCUCCUCACCUGGCUGCCCCACAUGGAGCCAUCAGAGGGUGACAGGACGGGGCUGGAGUCACUGCGAGGCCAAACCACAGCUCUGCCACCCCCAGCCCUGCGCUGCCUUUCCAGCUUGGAGCCAUGGACACCGCCGUCUGCCCGUCGCAGCCCUGCAGGAUUUAGCAUCGGGCGCCUGGAAUGGAUUAAACAGAGCUAGAACACAUCUCCGAGCGCAGUUGUUUACCCAGCGAGCGUUGCUUUGGGGUAGGAACUGUCCUUUGUGACAUUGCUGUGGUGCAUCAGAGCUUCCCGCGAUGCUCUUGGAGAAUCGACACCCCAAAACUACAGCGUGGGACAGCACUCAGCCCUGCUCCGCCCGAGCACCGCAUGGACAUGUGGGAGUGAUGUGACCAUGUGGCUGUCGCUCCGUGGGUACACACACAGCAAAGAGCAGCAUGUGGUGAUGCCCUGGGAGCUGCAUGCCCUGCGCUGGGCUGAGCACCACGAUGCUGUCCCAUUCGGAGCACUGCAGCAGCAAGCAGAGCGCUUUGCAGGGCAGGGAAAGACGCAGCUCAGUUAGGCUCCUCUCGGCGCUGUCACGUUUUGCAAUGCAAAUGGCUUUCUCUUUGCAGCGAGCCCUCAUGCAAAUCCCGUGCUUUUGGUGCAUUUUCUGGUUCUGCACCUGGCACGGCCCUUCCUACCUGCGUGGAGGCAGUGGGUGCUCCGAUGUGGAGCUGCAGCAGGGGGACAGCUGCGCUUUGUCCAUUGCAACACAGUGGGAAUUCCCGGCUGCUCACAGAGGGCCUGGGACGUUCCUGUGGAUAUUGUAACAAUCCCGCGUGAUCGUAAUUAAAGCUGGCAGUUGGGGAAGGAUAUUAAACCUUCUGCAUCCAAGCUGACGCUGAGCAAUUUGAGAGCAGAAUGGGACCCCAUGGGGGAAUUGGAUUAAGUCGUUUGGUCUUCCCAUGGGCCAUCUGUGCGUCCCACUGAAGCUGCCAGCCCACGGAUGUCUUCCUGCGUGGAAGUUUGCACAGUCCUCCGUGGGAGCGUGGCAGUGGCACCUCGGGGCAUUUGGCAUCUGACAGAGCAGAGCGGCUCCUUUGCAAGGGCUCCUUCCCAGCACGGGGCUCCCAGCAACAGGAGAUGCUGCAAGGAGGUGCUGGGUGGGGAGAGGGCUUUGUGUGUGUGCCAUAGUGGGGAGAUGCUGUGCCAAGCGGUCACCAGCUCCUGCCUGGUUCUCUCCACCUUGCAGAGCACCCACAGAGCUUUCUGCAUUGUGCAUCACCUGUGGGUGUCCGGCAGCCCCCUGCAUCCCAGGGAUGCAACCACAGCCACUGCUCUGUUCCUGUCUCCAUUGAUUGUGGGGUGCAGGGGGACAGUGGUGGCUGUCGCUGCAAAGAGCCAAGGCAGUGGCUGCCCAGGGACAGUGCCUAUUGUGCAAAGGCAGCAAGGCGUGGUGGUGCAGCAGAGCGAGCAGAUGUGCUGGGUGCAGGGCUUGGCAGAGCCAGCACUGGGGCAGGAGGUGCCCUGGCUUCCAGGCUGCAGGGAGCUGUGGGUUUGGGGGCUGCAUUGGGGCUGUUUUGGGGGCUGCGUUGGGUCUGGUUUGGGGGCUGUGCUGGAGAUGCAGCCUGUGCCCACCUGGCUCCCCACAGAGGGAUGCUUGCUGUGCUGUUUCCUGGAUCAGCCUCGCCAAGGCCAGCCUAAAAGUCACGAUGUGGAGCAGGGCUGUGUCCCGUAAGGUUUCCUGCUUGUGCCUCAGUUUUCCCUAGUGGCCCUCUGGGCUCACUGGGGGCAUCAACAGCAGUGGAGCCAUACACUGGAAUCCAGGACCCCAGCCCCCCAAUGUGAUGCUGCCUGACUCAGUUUCCCAAUUGCUUUACUGCACUGAGGAGGGAAAUGCUCAUCCCUCUGUGCUCGUGCAGGUGUUCCCUACUGCUGCUUCUGCUCAGCUGCUCUGGUGGGAAGCAGCAUUGCUUUGUCCCUCCAGCAAAUGCCAUCUCUGGCUCUUGCACACUCAUGGUCUCUGUGAUGGGAUGGGUGAAUGGGAUGGGCAGAGAGUGCCCCAUAACGUGGUUUUGCGCUGCCUUGAUGGGAAGAGGAAGAGCAGGUUUGCUUGUUGGGCUUUUCCCCAGAGCUGUUUAAAAUCAGACAGCUUUCUCAUACAGAAGCACUUGGAUCUUUUGGGGUCAUUUGAAUACAAGGGAUGGUUGGUGUGGCAGAUGUAUGGGCUCAGAGGUGGGGAGGUGGCAGCUCCUUCUGCCCCCACAUGCUGGGGGCCCUCAGCCCCAUCCAAGCUCUGUGCACUUUGAAGCCACAAUGCGCUGCAGCCACAUCCCAAACGCCAUCCAGUCUGGACUUGAAGAUGUGAAGAGAUGGCAAAGCCUCUCCUCCCCUGGGGAGUUUGUUCUAAUAGUUAAUCACCUCGCUAUUAGAAAAGUGAGUUUUCCUCCUCAUUUGCCUGUGUCUGGCUGCUGCUCCCAGCCCUCGGCGCUGCUCUGCUGGCGCAGGGGAGGGCAGAGCUGAGGGAACCAUUUCCAGCUCCUCCACCUGUGCUGUCGAACCGGCUCUCCCCCAUCUGCCAGGCAAACUUUUCUUUUUGAACAGCAAUAAUAAUAAUAAUAAAUCCCUGUCCUGAUACUGGCUCAAGGAGGGACCGGGUCUGGAUGGGGCCAGGACCUGUGGGUGAUGCAGGAGAGGCUUUGCUCUUCUCUGGCUGGAAGGACAGCAGGCUUGGAGCCCAACGUGUGAGCAGUUCCCAUGCCCCACUGCCUGCCAGCUGGAUGCCGUCCCCGCCGCACGCUGACGAUGCCCUGCGCACCCCGGUGACCACUCGGACGGGGACAGCACCCGUCUGCAGCCCGCCUGGCGGCCGUUCCCAUUUCUCCGAGCAGAGCCCAGCCCAGCGUUCAAAAUAGAGUCCCUCAAGGUGACGGUCGACUUCCUGAAGGUGCCCCUCGGCCUGAAGAAGCCCCCUCUGAAGGAGGCCGUGGCCAUCCCAGGGUCGGGCAAAGCCAAGCCCCCCGGCGUGGAGCGGCACAAGCCCCGGCGUGCCGACAGCAUGGACAAUGAGUCGCAGUACUCGGGCUACUCCUACAAAUCCGGGCACUCCCGCAGCUCCCGUAAGCACAGGGACCGACGGGACCGGCAUCGCUCCAAGAGCCGGGAUGGGAGCCGUGGGGACAAGUCGGUGACCAUCCAGGCACCUGGAGAGCCUCUGCUGGACAACGAAUCGACCCGGGGGGAUGAGAGGGAUGACAACUGGGGCGAGACCACCACGGUGGUGACGGGGACAUCGGAGCACAGCAUCUCACACGAUGACAUCACACGCAUCACCAAGGACAUGGAGGACAGCGCGCACCUGGACUGCUCACGGCACUUGGGCGUCGCGCUGGCCGGGGCGUUGGCUCUGCUCGCCUUCCUCACCCCUCUCGCCUUCAUGCUGCUGCCCCAGCUGCUGUGGCGGGAGGAGCUGGAGCCCUGCGGGACGCCCUGCGAGGGGCUUUUCAUCUCCGUGGCCUUCAAACUCCUCAUCCUCCUGCUGGGCAGCUGGGCGCUCUUCUUCCGCCGUCCCAAGGCUUUCUUCCCACGCGUCUUCGUCUUCCGCGCGCUGCUCAUGGUGCUCGUCUUCCUCCUGGUUGUCUCCUACUGGCUCUUCUAUGGCGUGCGCAUCCUGGACUCGCGGGACCGCAACUACCAGGGCAUCGUGCAGUACGCCGUCUCGCUGGUGGACGCUCUGCUCUUCGUGCACUACCUGGCCGUGGUGCUGCUCGAGCUGCGCCAGCUCCAGCCCCAGUUCACGCUCAAGGCCGUGCGCUCCACCGAUGGCGCCAGCCGCUUCUACAACGUCGGGCACCUCAGCAUCCAACGAGCGGCCAUCUGGAUCCUGGAGAACUAUUACCACGAUUUCCCAGUCUACAAUCCUGCCCUCCUCAACCUGCCAAAAUCCGUCCUGUCCAAGAAAAUGUCUGGGUUUAAAGUCUAUUCCCUCGGCGAGGAAAACACCACCAACAACUCCACGGGGCAGUCCAGGGCUGUCAUCGCCGCGGCCGCCCGCCGGCGCGACAACAGCCAUAAUGAGUACUACUAUGAGGAGGCAGAGCAUGAGCGCAGGGUGCGGAAACGCCGUGCCAGGCUGGUGGUGGCAGUGGAAGAGGCUUUCACCCACAUCAAGCGGCUGCAGGACGAGGACCAGAAGAACCCACGGGAGAUCAUGGACCCACGGGAAGCAGCCCAGGCCAUCUUUGCCUCCAUGGCACGGGCCAUGCAGAAGUACCUGCGCACCACCAAGCAGCAGCCCUACCACACCAUGGAGAGCAUCCUGCAGCACCUCGAGUUCUGCAUCACCCAUGACAUGACGCCCAAGGCAUUCCUGGAGAGGUACCUGAGCGCUGGGCCCACCAUCCAGUACCACAAGGACCGCUGGCUGGCCAAGCAGUGGACGCUGGUCAGCGAGGAGCCAGUGACCAACGGCCUGAAGGACGGGGUGGUCUUCGUGCUGAAGCGCCACGACUUCAGCCUGGUGAUCAGCACCAAGAAGAUCCCUUUCUUCAAGCUCUCGGAGGAGUUUGUGGACCCCAAGUCGCACAAGUUCGUCAUGAGGCUGCAGUCUGAGACCUCCGUCUGAGCACAGAGUGCUGCGGGGGCUCUGGGGUGGCCUGGGUCGUGCAGGUCCCUGAGCACCAAGCCCCAUCCCCGGCACGAGGCCGCUCGGUGCCCGUCCCCACGCUCCCACACCCAGCUCCUCGCAGCCAUCCCCAGGAGGCACUGCCAGCACAGCACAGUGUCACAGCCGGACGGGCAGCAUCUCAGUGCCAUCCCCUCAAGGGCUGACCUUCGGCUGAGUUCUCUGCACCAGCAGCCUCGCUCGUGGCCAGGUCUGAAGCAUCUCCUGCGUCUUCCUCUUCUGCUGCGACCCGCUGCGUCUCCGGUCUUAAAGCACCACCUGUGUCUGGACUGGUUGGUAAUAACGACACUUUGGGAGUGUUUUGCAAACCCCUGUGAUCUGAGGCUGCUAUGGAACCUUCCCUCCGCCCCACGGCCGGGGCAGACCCCACAGGCACUGUCCUGCUGCCAUGGGAGACCCUCAGCUCCCUGCUGCUUUGCAUGCAGAGCUCCUCACAGAAGCAGGAGGAGGUCUGAUGAUGAAGCUGAGAAACAUCCCAGCAAUGUGGGUGCCCCAACACACCCCUCACAUAGGGCCGUUGCCCCCAUUCCAACGUGUGCUGGCUGCCAGAACCACAGAAUCACUGAGAUUGGAAGAGAUCAUUGAGUCCACCCAUCUGUCAUCGCCACCAACGGGGCUGGUGAGGGGCUGUGGGAUUUGGGGUGCAGCACCCCGUGGCUUGCAGUGAGGCAGCCCAAAGCACACCCAGGCCCUGGUGCUGGCUCCAAAGGGCUUCUUCAUGGAGACCAUGCUCUGUGGGCUCCUCAGCUCCUGUCCCAUGGAGGUAGUGAUGCAGUGACCCCCCCCAGGGGUGCAGAGCAGGGGGACCCCAACACUCAGGGCUGCAGCACAGCUUCUGCCUUCCCUCGGCUCUGUGAGGGCUGCCAAUACCUCGUGGGGGUUCCUGUAUUUAUCCAUUUUUUUUAUGCUGGGGGUCACCCCGAGCUGGGUUUGGGCUUCUUUGGCCCUGAGAGCUGCCAAACCUUAUCACUGUGACACACACAUCCCCCCCCCACCCGAGGGGCUGUGGGGGCUUCCCAGUAAGCACCAGUAGCAGAAAACAGAUCCAAGUGGAUCUCAAGGGCUUUCCCAGCACAAAACGGGUGGGAUGUUGUGUGUGUGGGGGGGGGGGGGACACCGUCCCAAAUUCCCAGGGAUUUUUCUGGAAAUCUCUUCUAUUUUCCAGACUUUCCGUGGCUUUGUGACCCCGCUCAGCCCUGUGCAGCUUCCAGUCCCGUUUACACACGCAGCCCUUUGGGGCUGGUGCCGCCAGGAGCCCAAUUUGGGGUUGUUUUACUGCAAGAAAAAGACUUCAGUGAGCAAGAGCAGAUCUGUAGGCCUUGGGAAGGUUUGGGGAGGUGGGGGGUGGGGGGGGGGGGGUAGAGGGGGGAAGGUGUUUCCACUUGGAAUUGAAAGAGGAAUAAACUUUUUUGUUGUCGUUCUUAAAGCCCCGCAGAGCUGAGACCUCGUGCAUGUGUGUAGAGGGAGGGGGGAAAAAACAAAGAAACCAGGAAUGUAAAAUUGUUUUUUUUUUUUUUAAUAUAUAUAUAUAAAAGGAGGGAAAAAAAAAAAAAAAAAGGUUGUUUUUACAGUUUGCAGUGUUAGGAAGUCAGAUGGUUUUUGUUGGUUUUUUUUAUUAUUAUUAUUAUUAUUGUUGUUUUUAUUUUGUUUUUUAAAUAGAAGAACUAAAAUGA
Molecule: messenger RNA, 7687 nt
Organism: Gallus gallus (chicken)
Lineage: Eukaryota; Metazoa; Chordata; Aves; Galliformes; Phasianidae
Gene: VANGL2
Product: VANGL planar cell polarity protein 2
Exons: 9
Coding region: 4389-5954 (521 amino acids)
Biological process (GO): establishment of planar polarity; multicellular organism development; Wnt signaling pathway, planar cell polarity pathway
Cellular component (GO): plasma membrane
Source: RefSeq, a predicted model, not a curated record